AUGCCCAGUCGAGUGUUGGUGAUAUUUGUCCUCGGACUGACUGUCUGUAGUGUCCGGCCCUUCUUCCAUCAUCGUAGACCUCGCACCUGGGCGCCCAACCUGACUUUUGGUCACAGGACUCUAGUUCAUGAAUGGGUCCAGCUAGAAUAUGACUGGCCCUCCGAGGCUGAGAAACAGAGAGCAAUCGCCAGCGGCAGCUACAUCCCAGAAAACAGCGUGAUCAGCGGUAUAAAACUGUAUAAAGGCCGCCUCUUUGUGACCGUUCCGAGAUGGGCACUGGGCAUUCCCUCCACCUUCAAUGAGGUUAUCGUGAAAAAUGGGCGCUCCGUUUUGCGACCAUUCCCCAGUUGGGAGGCACAGGACGUACACAAUUGUUCCGCUUUGCAGUUCGUAAUGAGUAUGGAGAUCGACCCUAACACUGGACUCAUGUACUUGAUAGACAAUGGACGAGUCAACACCUUGGCGGCAACACCUGGCACAAAGGCGCUGAACCUGUGCCCUCACCAGAUCCACAUAUACGACCUUGAGAGGAACCGUUUUGCCAAGACGCAUACUUUUCCCGACUCGGUGGCCCAUUACAACAGCUCUUACCUCAACGAUGUGAUGAUUGAUAAUCAAGGUUAUGCUUUCAUCUCUGACGCCGCCGGCGCUGGUGGUCUUAUAGUGUACGACUCCAGACGAGAUCGUUCUCAUCGUCACGAGCACCCGUCCAUGGGUGCGGACCCCGACCCCGCAGCUAGGACCUUCAACAUAAACACAGGGUACAGUAACGAAACUUACUUCUUUGACGGCCCUAUAAACGGAAUCGCCAUGUCUCCGAGUUUCGACUAUCUGUAUUACUGCGCUCUGACAGGGUUUAACCUGUAUCAGGUGCCCACCAGCCUGAUCCGUGACCCAAACGCUGACAUCGGCAAUGCCGUGAGAAAUGUUGGCAGAAAGUUUGGCCAGAGUGGAGGAAUCAUGCAUGGUGAGAAGAAUUUAUACUACAGCGUCCAUCAAAGGAAUGCUGUAUACUACUGGCCGAGAAAAGGGGAUGAAAAGAGACAGGGGAGCUCUGAGAAGACAGUCCGAUUGGAAACACAGCUGGAACUUGCCCAAGACACCGAGACUUUCCAGUUUCCGGACAGUUACGGCUGGGACGACAGCGGCUUCCUCUGGCUGACCACUAACCGUCUGUUUACCUAUCUGGACACCGAAGGCGGUGGUCUGGACUUUACAGGCAGGCGAGGAGCCAAUUUUCGAAUCUUCCGUGUCUACGUGGGCGAGCAGUCGUAUCUCAAACGUGGAGCUCCUCUCCAGGAGCCCACGCAAUACAAAUGUAGCCUCUUGGUGAUUCUUAAAAAAGCCAAACUGGCUUGCAAAAGCGAAAACAUCUUUAGUAAAGUCAGAUGUUUCAUAAGAGCUAAGAGAGACCCAGCUAUUGUUUACAGCUGCUAACUGUCUUUUUCUGACUGAUUUAAAAGACUGAUUUCUACUACACAUUAUUUUGUACACUUUCUCUUUAGUCCCAACUAAGCCCUCAUGUUACGGUAUAAGCAACAUUUAUCUUUGUGUGUCAACAUUUUGUAGCAAGAGUAAUGGUUAUAGCUAGCAUAACGGUAAGAAUAUCCGGUCAGGGCGGUCGAGCACUAAUGAUUUGCUAACUGACUGAUUGAAACUUAGAUUGACAGGUAUUAUGAGAUUGUCCGUUGAUUAUCACUUUUGUCAAACUUUCUAUUGUAUUGUCUUGUUAUGAUGAAAUUU
Liolophura sinensis is the source of this 1743-nucleotide messenger RNA. Its product is annotated as protein yellow-like. NCBI's taxonomy places the organism in Eukaryota, Metazoa, Mollusca, Polyplacophora, Chitonida, Chitonidae. The transcript has a single exon. The coding region runs from base 1 to 1437 and encodes 478 amino acids. The record is from RefSeq and is a predicted model, not a curated record.